AUGAAGUUCAAGGCGUUUCUGACUGAAAACGGAGUGAAUCUCUUAGAAAAGAGGUUUCUUCCAGCAUUCGACAAACUCGGCAAAACCUGCUUCCUCUUCCUCACGAAAGAGCACUUGUUCUUCCUCCACAACCUUCUCAACGGCGACGGAGUCCAAUGCAUCGCUCAGUUCCGCAAAGACGCUCUCUUCGACGACUACCACGUCUCCAGCCAGAACGAAGACCGCAUCGCCUUCUCCCUAGACGUCUCUCUCCUCCACCGAGCCGUCAAGAGCAGCGUCAGCAUCUGCACCGAGUUCAGCGCCGGAUUGGCUUCAAACUCAAACAGACUCCAGAUCAAGCUCGUGAAGAAGCUCCCUCCAAACUGUACACAGCCAAUGCCGUUCCUCACGUUCGAAACGAAAGGUUACAAAUCCGCAGUGAUUCAAGACGUUCCCAUCUCGAGACCGCUCUCUCGUUCUCAGGUCAUCGAGCUGCAAACCGCUCUCGACUCGGCUCAAGACCUGCCUCCGACUCUUGUUCAGGUGCAGGACCCGAACCAGCUGCAGAACUUUGUGGACCGUAUGAGACAUGUUGGUGAUGUGCUUAAUGUUACGAUAAGCAAGCAUGGUGAUCUUCAGGUGCAGAUCUCGACGGCGUUGGUUAGGCUCGGCUCUGAGUUCCGGAGGCUUUCGGUUAUCGGUGAGAAGUCUCCGGCUCCUGUUGAGGAUAGGAACUUGACCGCUCAGGCUCGGUCAGAGCGAGCGGUUGCUAGAGGCGAUGCUAUGUCUGUGCAAGUGAGUGUGAAGCAUUUCUCAAAGAGUCUUCAUUGUCACUUGACUAAACCGGAUUCAGCUUUCUAUGGGAUUGCUCCUCAAGGCUCUUGCUUGACUGUCAUCUUCCAGUUCAUGGUUCCGGGGACUCGUCAGACCGAUAAAUCCAUCAGUCUCCAUUGCCGUCUUCCCGUGCUCGAUCCAGGCUCCAACUGA
This is a messenger RNA of Microthlaspi erraticum, 966 nucleotides long. Lineage: Eukaryota; Viridiplantae; Streptophyta; Magnoliopsida; Brassicales; Brassicaceae. The record is from the annotation of a GenBank genome assembly.